Messenger RNA from Bipolaris maydis ATCC 48331, 366 nucleotides. The record is from RefSeq and is a predicted model, not a curated record. NCBI's taxonomy places the organism in Eukaryota, Fungi, Ascomycota, Dothideomycetes, Pleosporales, Pleosporaceae.
AUGGUCGCUUCUCCCAACCAGCUUGAUCGUCUCCCGCAUUGGGUUGAUCACCAGAUUGCUCAUGAAGAGUGCCAUGGAGAAAAGCGAUCAGGUCUCAGCUGUCAGGCUCUCGCACCCUGCACGAGAUGCAGAGAGCUUGGCCAUAGCUCAUGUACAUGUAAAAAGCGUAUAUUAGAUGUUAAUUUAGUAUGUAUAUCACUAUGUAUAUACUAUAUCAUCACGUUGUGGGGUUGUGCAGCUUCAAAAGUGCAAACCGUUCGUAAGGUGGCUCACCCCCUCACCAAACAUGUUAAACCUACGAUUGUUACUUUUCUAACUAUGUCUCUUAAUAUGUCUCCCUAUGUUAAGCCAAACCUAAAUGAGUAA